AUGAAGACCCUUCUCCUGACCGCCAUGCUGUUUGGGCUAGUGGCUGCCCUGCAGGCCCAGGAACCCCCUUCUGUCCUCUCGGAGGCACAGAGUCUCGCAGGGACCUGGUACAUAAAGGCCGUGGUGAACUACAAGGCCCCAGCCCAGGUGUUUCCUGUGACAGUGACAGCCCUGGAAGGUGGAAAUUUGGAGGGCAGGGUCACCAUCAUGCAUGAGGGUCGGUGCCAUGAGAUAAAAGUUCGCAUGCUGAAAACUGAUGAGCCUGGAAAAUACAUAGAGUUAGGAGGAAAGAAGGUCGUUUACAUAGAAAGCCUGCCCAUGAAGGACCACGCCAUCUUCCUCUGUGAAGGCCAGCAUGAAGGGAAGCCAUUCCGCUUUGCCAAGCUCAUGGGAAAGAACCCCGAGGAAAACCCAGAGGCUCUGGAGGAAUUUAAGAAAUUCACACAGCGCAAAGGAUUCCAGCUGGAGAGUAUCUACGUGCCCAAGCAGAAGGAUGCCUGCAUCUCUGAGAAUAACUAGGCAGACACCUGGAUCCGCCCCUCCUGGGCCCACGCGGCCACCAUCAGAGAACCUGGACCACCCUGGACCCUCCCUCCCCCGCCACACCACCGACC
Molecule: messenger RNA, 614 nt
Organism: Perognathus longimembris pacificus (Pacific pocket mouse)
Lineage: Eukaryota; Metazoa; Chordata; Mammalia; Rodentia; Heteromyidae
Gene: Obp2b
Product: odorant binding protein 2B
Exons: 7
Coding region: 1-519 (172 amino acids)
Molecular function (GO): small molecule binding
Source: RefSeq, a predicted model, not a curated record